Chanos chanos (milkfish) is the source of this 1440-nucleotide messenger RNA. RefSeq names its product internexin neuronal intermediate filament protein, alpha b (gene inab). Gene Ontology annotation, biological process: intermediate filament organization. The record is from RefSeq and is a predicted model, not a curated record. The transcript has 3 exons. Bases 1 to 1440 code for a protein of 479 amino acids. Gene Ontology annotation, cellular component: postsynaptic intermediate filament cytoskeleton; cytoplasm; intermediate filament. Lineage: Eukaryota; Metazoa; Chordata; Actinopteri; Gonorynchiformes; Chanidae. Gene Ontology annotation, molecular function: structural constituent of postsynaptic intermediate filament cytoskeleton.
AUGAGCUACGGAUCUGACAUCUACUCUGCCUCUUCCUAUCGGAAGAUUUUUGGAGACUCUCCCCGCUACUCAUCCUCUCCAUCUCGGAUGAGUAGUAUCUCCUCUCGGAGCGGAUACAGGUCUCACUCUCUCUCCCGCACUAACACUUCGUCUCUGGGGUCCUACAAGCGAACCAGUCGGUCCACCUUCACACCAAUGCCUCUGGAAAGCUUCGAUCUGACCCAAAGUUCAGUUCUCAACAAUGAAUUCAAGAUCAUCCGCACGAACGAAAAGGAACAAAUGCAGGGUCUCAAUGACCGUUUUGCGAUGUUCAUUGAAAAAGUUCGCAACUUGGAGCAGCAGAACAAAGUCUUGGAGACGGAACUAGUGACGCUGCGCCAGCGACAGUCUGAGCCUUCCCGGUUAGCUGAACUCUACCAGCAAGAGAUCCGAGAGCUUCGCUCACAGAUCGAGGAACUCAAUGGGGAGAAGUCCCAGAUCAUGAUCGAACGAGACAACAUCGAGGAGGACCUGCAGAAACUCAGGGAGAAAUACGAGGAGGAGAUCAGGAUGCGUGAGGAGGCAGAGCAAACCCUAAAGGCUUUCAAGAAGGACGUGGACGAUGCAACCAUGGUUCGCCUGGACCUGGAGAAGAAGGUGGAGUCCCUGCUGGACGAGAUCUCCUUCUUGAGGAAGGUGCACGAGGAGGAGGUGGCCGAACUCAUGAACAUGAUCCAGGCUGCUCAGGUGUCUGUGGAGAUGGAGGUGGCCAAGCCCGACCUCACCUCCGCUUUGAAGGAGAUUCGUGGCCAGUACGAGGUUAUGGCCUCCAAGAAUCUCCAGUCUGCUGAAGAAUGGUACAAGUCAAAGUUCGCUGACCUCAGUGACCAGGCGAAUAGGAGCAACGAGGCUAUCCGGGCCAGCCGGGAAGAGAUCAACGAGUUCAGGAGGCAACUGCAGUCUAAGACCAUUGAGAUCGAGAGUCUCCGCGGAACCAACGAGUCUCUCGAAAGGCAGAUUCGUGAGAUGGAGGACAGGCACAAUGUUGAAGUGGUCGGCUACCAGGAUACAAUUGGACAGCUGGAGAACGAACUGAGGACUACCAAGAGUGAGAUGGCACGUCAUCUGAGGGAAUACCAAGACCUCCUGAAUGUCAAAAUGGCUCUGGAUAUCGAAAUUGCUGCAUAUAGGAAACUGUUGGAGGGUGAGGAGACCCGUAUCAGCACCGGCAUCACUUAUCCCACCCCUGGGUCUAUGGGCCAGAACUACAGCUACCAGACCCGGGUCUACACCAGCUCCAGCAAGGGGAGCAAGAAGGAGGGGAAGGAUGAAGACCAGCAGCAGCAGAGCAAGUCUGGCAAGGGCCCCUCCUCCCAGCGUGAGAUGUACGAGGAGAACACCUCCAAGAAGGGCGAGAAGCAAGACUCUGGGGACAUGAACCCGACCGGCCAGAAAAACUAA